Messenger RNA from Lymnaea stagnalis (great pond snail), 14457 nucleotides. NCBI's taxonomy places the organism in Eukaryota, Metazoa, Mollusca, Gastropoda, Lymnaeidae. The record is from the annotation of a GenBank genome assembly.
CACAGAUUAGUUUUCCCAGUGGAUAUUUUAAACACAUACAGCACAGAUAAAAACGGUUUGGCAUAGUCAAUGUGUAGAGAUGGGUGGUGCACUUAGUGUUGGUGUCAAAAAUGAAGUCAAUACAAUGUAUCCUUAUCCAAAUAAUAAUUAUAUUGAUUGUUCACACAUCAGGUAAGCCAUCAUGUGGUGUCCUUAGAUAAUCAAAGCUCUAGCCAUUCGAUCGUAACACUUCUUAAGUAUUUAUGAAUGUUGGAUCUAAUGCUUUGUUAUUAUCAAAUGAACAUCAACAAAUUCUUUUUUUUUUAAAAUUAAAUUUUAAUAAUGUAUGUAUCUAGUUCGUCGUUUAAAGUCUAAAAAUACUUGCCUUAAUCAUGAUAUAGGCUAAAAUAACAGUGGUGCGUACAUGGCUGAUAAGAACCAUGUUAUAUAUAUAUAUAUAUAUAUAUAUAUUACUUAUUUUUAAUGAGUCUCCAACACUCAUUUGAAAGAACAAAAAUAAAUUUUAAGAUAAGUGACUGGAAUUAUAAUAUUUGCAAUUAAAACAGAAUCAAUCUAACCAAUUACAUCCCAAUUAUAUUGUUACUUACACAUACCUGAAAAUAAAACUCAACACUGUUAUCAGAUUCAUAUCAACCGAAAUUGCGGUUCAAUUUCUGCACUAAAUUGAACUGUCAUGAUUAGUCAGAUCAUUUGCAGAAAUAUGGUAUUGAUUGGGUAAAAUUGCGGAUCGUGUAUAAGGGUAUUAAGUACCCGAAACAAAACUAAAAACUUUAUAUUUUAUUUUAAAUUUCUUCCUUUAAAAUUGUUGCGACAUAUUAAUAUUAGCAUAAACAAAUCCACAUUUUACAUACGUUAAAUUAUAUGGCUAAAUUUUUCUAUCAAGUAUUUUCAAAAAAAAAACUUUAAAUUUAACAACAGCUCUCCCCCCUUGCUCCUUCAAACGUGGCAUCGGGAUCGUCAUGACAUGUGACGUCAGCCAACUAAACGUGACGUCACUCCAGUGGCUGGUGGGCGGGAUGAUGUCGGAGAUGUACCCCUACCUCACGACCUGCGACCUGCACGGCUGUGACAAGCAGAGCUACGAGGGAACUCACACGUUUUUGGCCACUGUCCAGCUUGACCCUACCUCUACCCGUAUCGUCAACAGCAGCUUGCGGCUGCCCGGGGAUCCUUUCUUCAGUUACUUCGUCGGUGACUACAACUGUGUUCCUGAUGGGGGACAGUCUAUUAGGAUAUGUGAUGACCUCAACUAUUACGGUGAGGGAACGUGUUUCUAGUUUUGAUACUAUUUAAAUAUAACUAUAUGAAAAGAACUUGAAUAAAGCCAUAUGUCUAAAUAAAUAGAUAUAUAGAAUCAGAGAGACGUGUGGAGUGUAUGGGAGUAAAAAUGCAUGAGAGAGGGGGAGAGGGUGACAAUCGUUAAGUUACUCUUUCUCAUUUAAUAAAAGAAAUCCUUUAGUAUUAACUUAAUUGCCUGUUUAAAUAACAUAACUUAGUAAAUGUCAAACUGUCAGUGGAAAUUACAACGGGUAUUGUUAAGGAAAAUAAAUAAUUACAGGUUGUUUUUUUUUAAGUUCAUUCUUAAAAAAAUAUAUAUUAUUAUUGAUAAUAUAAUAAAUAUAAUUCUUACUUUAAUAUAAUGAGACAUUAAAUGAAUACAUAAUGGUUGACACUUAUUUUUAUAAUGAAACAUAUGUUAUAAUCUUGUUUUUUUCUUCCAAGCUCUAUUAUUUUAAUUUACAGUUCAAACUGUUCAUUCCUAUGUGUGUAUAUCUUAAAGAUGACCCAACUCCUCCUGUAUGUGGACCCCCGAUAGUAGCAGAUGAAGAAGUUAAACUCAGUUGUACAAUUGAUAAUGUCUACCCUGAUCCACAGUGCAGAAUAAACAUAGCAUCAAAUGUAAGGCGAUCCUAAUGUGACUCACACUUACACAUUAACUUAGUAUCAUGUUCAAAUAAGUUUAUUUACGUAUGUUAUAAUACAUGUUUAUAGCUAUGCCUAUAUGUGUUUACUGUUUUUUGAAUUAGCACUUUUCACUUAUAUGGAAGGAAAAUAUAAUGGUCGAGGAAUGGUUUUGAAAGAAUAUGCAAAUAUUUCUUUCUUUCAAAACAGAUUGUAUAACUAUAUUUUAACCCAAAAGCUAAGAAAGGUAGUCAUCAUAUGUUUUAGAUGAAAACUUAGAAAGACAAUAUUACCCGAUUGUACAAAAAACCAUAGUUUAGGAUAAGGACAAGUGUUCUUGAACUGUUUUGUGAUGUGAUGAAUAAAUGCCAUCUUAAUACUAAUACGCUAGUGAUAUAUUUUUUCCCUAUAGGCUAAAACAAUAAUACCUAAUAGUUAAUUAACAAUAAUGACUACUGGCUUUUAUUAUUUAUAUUUUGUAUGGUGCUUUAAGGUUUUUAAGUUUUUCUUUGGCUUUUGUUGUGUUGUUUUGCAUUCAAUGUAUUUUUUUCGGCAAUAUAGGAAUGAAAAAAGGUUAAUGGUAUGGAUAGAGAGCAAAAGUAUUACAUUACAAUUAAAACUAUAACUAGAAGAAAAUAACUAAAUUUUUAAUGAUGAUUUUGAAGCAAGUGCAAUACAUUCUGCUAAUAAGGGAUACGUUCUAUAUGUGCAAUUAAAAAAAAAAAAAUUGUUGUAAUAAAAAAAUAAAACAAAAUGAAACACGUUUUAUUUUAUUUUCUAGAACCUUCAAAGAACAAUCACUUAUAAUUAUUAUAAAUACCUUAUUAUAACUAUUCUUUUUUUUUUAAUCUCUUUAAAAUAGAAAAUUAUUAUUAUUUUUUUUUUUUUUAAAAAUUUUAAAAUAGGGUAAAGUUAGAAAUAUCGCAACAGAAGUAGUUGUAGAAAGUUCCCAGAUGGAAGAUAAUCCCGAUUACAUGAGCUUCUUAAAAAAUAAAACAAAAUGAAAAACGUUUUAUUUUAUUUUUUAAAACCUUUAAAGAACAAUCACUUAUAAUUAUUAUAAAUACCUUAUUAUAACUAUUCUUUUUUUUUUAAUCUCUUUAAAAUAGAAAAUUAUUAUUAUUUUUUUUUUUUUUAAAAAUUUUAAAAUAGGGUCAAGUUAGAAAUAUCGCAACAGAAGUAGUUGUAGAAAGUUCCCAGAUGGAAGAUAAUCCCGAUUACAUGAGCUUCUCUGCAGUCUGUAACGUAUCGAUUCCACUCAAGGACCUAGGAGUCGGCGAUCACAUGUUUCAAUUGGUGGCCUCCGCUAACUUCAACGAUACCGAUCUAGCCCAAGUCUACAGCAAUAACGUUUCGUUAAUUAUAUCGAGUACGAAGCUAAAAUUUAAAACAUUUAACUGUUAAUACGAUUGUUGCAGAGUUUUAAUUGAAUGCCUAGUUGAAUGUAGGCCUACCUAUAUUUAAUUUUUUGUUUUCCUUUCUUUCAAAUUACUAUUUUAUACUAUAUCAUCACUUGUUAAAUUACUAAUUACACUAAUUAAAAAUUAUCAACGCUAACACUAAUAAUUACACCAUUAAUCAGUCUUCAUAUAGAUUUAUAUUUGAUGCAAUUUUAUUAGUCAUUGCAGUCGCUACAUAAUUAAUAAUACUAACAAUAUUUUUUUUUUUCGCUUUAGGAAUUUUAAUUUGCAAAUUAAAAUAAUUUUUUUCUCAGCAAAAAAAUAAUAUAAUUUUAAAACCUCCAUGCAUUAAUAUACAUAUUAAGUAAACGACAUUAUUUUCACUCCCAUUGAAUAAAAUAUUGUCAACAUGUCAAUAGACGCGCCACAGAAGCCCAAGUGUAUGUACCCGGUGAUCAACACGACCAGUGAAGACAUUGCUGUUGAGUGCUACACCAGUUACGUGCACCCGGCUCUGGAAUGUGAAAUGGAAGCGUAUAAAAAUGUACGCUAUUUUAUAGCAUUUAUUUACCUAAAUAACAUAACAGUUUCUUACCCACUAUUUCCUGAAAAUAUUUCACACUGAAAUGUAAAGAAUUAUUUGAAAACUUAAGUCAUUUUAGUAAGCAUUACUAAAUUUGAUUUUCCUCAUACUUAAAUAAUAUGAUCUUACUUUGGUUUCCGUAUUUAGCUAAAAUGUAUGUGUCUUCAAUCAUAAAACUAUCAUUUUUUUUCAACUUCAAACAAUUGGGAAAUAAUUAAUAUAGAACUUGUGAUUACUUAUCUAUAUUUCUUCUAUCUUCUAGAACAUUCCGCUUGUCGUGCAGACAAAUGUCUCGUACAUUAACGAUGUCGCCUUAUAUCAGGCUAAGAACAUGUUUGUGUCCAAAUGUUAUUUCUCCAUCCCACUUUCCCAUAUUGGCCCUGGCUCAUUCAAGUUUAUGGUCACCAUGUACACCGAUGAUAACAACGCCACUGAUAUUAACCGAACACGCAUUACGGGGGACUUGACUUCACCAUUAUUGCUGAGUAAGCUUCAUUUUUUUUUUGUCAAUGUCAAAAAUGCUGAAAACAAAGGUAGCUUAAGAAAAGUGCUUGCUUGCUACUGAGUAAAUAGAUUCAAUAUGAAUCCAUGACGUACAUGACUUCUUGGAUCUUAAUAUGUAUUAUAAAUCAUUUUAAACAAUUCUUUUUUCUUUUAAAUGUAAAAGCAAAUUCUUUCUUGUUUAAUGUUACAUUUCAAUUUAGUUUUAAUUUUUUUUUUUUUUUAAAUAUAUGUUAGCUCUAUAUUUCUGUUGUUUACUAAUAAUUUUGAUGAAGCGACAACGAUAUUUUGUAAGUGUUUUGUUCAGAAAGGCUUUCUCUUAUCAUGCUCUAUUAAUUUAAUUUAUCCUUCGAUUAAUAGUUUGAUUUUACCACAAUUUCAAUUUUCUCUAACAUUGAACAGACCUGUAUGAGCUUUAGUUAAUUUGGGGUAGUUUGAAUCGUACAUUUUAAAAAAAAAAUCUUUUUUUUUUGCAAAGCGUCCAGUUAAACCGAUUCAGAGUUAUCUUUUUUUUGUGCAUAAAAACAUAUCAUCUAUAUUUUAAAUUUAAAAAAAAAAGGAAAAUACAAAAACAUUUUAGUAGAUCAGGGCAGGAUGUGAGUUUUUAUAAAGAGGCUAAACCUUUGGAAUAAAAUUGAAUGAUGCUCAUAAAAUAAGUGAGUUCAGUAUGAUAUUUGCUAGAUAAUCAAACGUUUAAUCGGGUCAGAGAAUGAGUUAGCUUUAGUAUUCUCCUUGGGCGAGCCAAUCCAUUUACCGCCCUCUUCUAGGAUACAAUCGCCACAAAUACCAAAAAGGUCACAAGAAUUUAGGUGAACGCUGGGGAGGUCGGUCCUACGCACGAAACUACCUACGCCACUGAAUGGAGUAAAAUACUUUUUGGCUAAAAACAUACUAUGAUAACGAUCACUUACAUUUUAAACUGAUUUUGUCUUUUUUUUUUUUCCCAAACAGAAAAUCCAGAGCUAAAAGAUUUAAGCAAACUUUGCCCGCUACAGGUCAACGCCAUACCCCGACCAAAGUGGACCAGUUGCGCAUGUCUGCUGGGCGAGGUAGGCAAUCCUCCAGGCAGUGUGGCAUGGCGCUCGAGUGACGGGAUGUCGUUUAAGGACAGCACGGUGUGGGCGUUUUUUGAUGACUUCAGUAAGGAGCGGACCUAUUCCUUUAUUGUCAACGUCAUUGGCAAUAGACUAUUCUUAAACGCAGUCAUAUUAAGAGAUGCAUUAAUAUUAGACUUUGACACAGUUAACAUAGUAUAUGCUGCAAUCUGUUUAUUCUUGCAUUACACAACUACCAUGUUCGAGAGUAACACAAUUUAGAAUUAAAUUGGUUUAAUUGGCGACACGUUUGUCUUCAUAGUAAUUUUAUAUAUGCUUAUAUUUAAUUAUUUUAUUAACAAUUAUUAUUUUAGACCAACACUAGUAAUAUAUAUAUAUAUAUAUAGAUAGAUAUAUAGAUAGAGAGACAGAGAGAGAGAGAGAGAAAAUGAGAGCCAGAAUGUGAGAGAGAUAGUGGGAGAUAGAUACAUAGAUUAAUAGAUAUAGAUAGAUAGUCAAAGAUAGUUGAAUUAGAAUAAUGCCAAGAGAAAACAAGAUGCUUAUAAUAAGGGAAUAAAUGUUGUUUUUAUUUUUAUGUAAUGAUAUUGAGAUCGUUUCGAGUUUAAGUAAAUUAAGUUCAAAUACGUUCAUCAGCACGCUAAAUGAUGAUCUUUAAAAAAAAAAAUGUGUUCUAAAUAUUGAAAAUUAAAAAAAAAAGUUUAUUUUUUAUUAUUUAGUAGCUUAAUUCAAUAUGAUUCAUCGCAUAGGCAUUCAUUUAUGAAAUUCUAUUUAAUAUAAAAUGCAUCCUCAACAGAAGCUAAUCGAACGUUUACAUGCAAGCCACAGACUCCAAUUACCGACGACUUGCCUGGAUUCACAUGGGCUCCUGCUUGGCAAGGUUCAUUAUUGUAUCUGCCUUGAUCUUAACUUUAAUCUUAUAAUCUAACUUUAAUAAAUAUAACUUUUUAUAUAUAUAAAUGUUACAAAGAUCUAAAUUUCAUAACACCAAUAGAGGGCUUAAACGAUAUAAACGACAAUUUCAAAGUAGAAUCAAAAGACAAAUUUUCUUUAAUUGAUUGCAGAUCCUCCCGUCAUAGCAAGGUUUACCGCGAAUGGCAAAGAACAACAGCUUCAAACCGACUUGAACGUGAGCGUCACCUUGGAUUGCCAACCUGGAGGCACGCCCUUGCUUAAGGUAGUCAUAAUUAAAGGGGACUCGGACAUUCCCCUUCCCUCUAACGGUACAUCCGUUUUAAUCGAGAUUAGAGAAUGCACGGACACUGCAAGCUACACGUGCCGGGCGUUGAAUACGUCAGGGACAGCUGUGGAUUCAAGAACAUUGGACAUCUUGGUCAAGUGUAAGUUUUUUUGUUUUUCUUUUACUUUUAAAUACCCCCCCCCCUCUGGCUCUGCACGUAUAUGUUAGAAGGAGUUUAUAAAAUGUAUUAAAUGUAUGUUAGAAAAUUUUAAGAAAGUAAAAUAUUUGUCUGUGCUUAUUUUUUGUUUUCUUUUGUUUAUUUUUGUUUUUUCUCUUCUGCUGUUUAAUGUCGUCAUGAACGUAACAUUCUAGACCGUGGCCAACUUUUAAGGGAUACUGAUUAUUCUAAUUGUAUUUAUUUAUGUGUACAUUUUCAAUCUGUGUCAAUGUUUCAUCACUGGGCAUUACAAAUGUUUCGUGUACCUUGAAAUAAAAAUAGGUUUCCCACAAUAUAUUUAUAUACAUAUUUAUAUAUAUAUAUAUAUAUAUAUAAUUCGUAAAAAUGGUUUCAUCUUUUUUGAGAGAGAGAUUUAUACAGAUAUAGAUAUAUAGAUAUGUAUAAAAUACUGCGACGCCAAUGGUGCGAAGCCUUAUCGAUACUAGUUUAUCCCUUGGGUUCACCACUUGCGUGGAGAGGGGGGACCUGCUGUUUGGGCAGCAGCUCAUUCUCCAUACUACUUCGCCCAGGCUUUAUCUUCAAUGGAGAGGACACUCAAGCAUCGCCGAAUGGUGUGAACACAACACGGGAGGCAGCGGUUUUCCGCUUUUAAGCCAUAGCUAAUCGGCGUAGAGCUAGGCGCCAGGUGCUGCUUCUGACGGUGGAAGAGAUCGCUAUGUCUCACUGGGUGCAGAACAUCUCAACAAGUAGGCCACAAAAACAUGCACCUAGAAAUAAGAACACAAAAGAAAAGAAGACCCCAGCUCUUCGACUAGCAAGCUGGAACGUGAGGACAAUGUUCCCGGGCAUUACUGCCGACCUUCAGCUCAUAAACGAUGCAAGGAAGACAGAUAUCAUUGAUAGAGAGCAUAAUACAUUGAUAUUGCCUGUCUCCAGGAAACUAGGCUCCCUAAAUUUGGUACCAUAAGAAAACACAACUACACUUUCUUCUGGCAGGGUGGACCAAUGGACGCACCAAGACAACAUGGGAUUAGUUUUGCUAUUAAAAAUAAACUCUGCUCCUCCAUGGAACCACUGACACAGGGCACAAAUAGAAUACUAACUAUCCGACUAUCAACAUCUUCAGGUUUAGUCAACAUCCUCAGUGCUUAUGCCCCAACCCUUUCCUCCAGUUCAGAAGCCAAAGACCAGUUCUACGAAGAUCUUAAUCAAACAAUAGCCAGCAUACACAACAACGAAGCAAUUUACCUUUUGGAUGACUUCAAUGCAAGAGUAGGAAGCGAUCACAUGGCCUGGCAAACAUGCCUCGGUCAUUUUGGAAGAGGCAGGCUAGAUGAAAAUGAUUAAAACAGAGUAGGGUUAAACCUGAAUAAAUAAACGCAACAAAACAGCGAACGUGUCGGCAGAAAGCCUUCGUCAGCGAACAAAACAAUAGAAAAAACGGUAUAAAAAUAAAAAUAAGAAAUAGCACAUAGCUUGUAAGUAGUAUCUGUGGGCAGCAAUAGAAGUGUGGCAGCCACACAACAUGGGAUUGGUUUUGCUAUUAAAAACACACUCUGCUCCUCCAUGGAACCACCGCCACACUUCUAUUGCUGGCAACAGACACUACUUACCAGCUAAGUGCUAUUUCUUAUUUUUUAAUACCGUUUUUUUCAGUUGUUUUGUUCGCUGACGAAGGCUUUCUGCUGACACGUUCGCUGUUUUGUUGCGUUUAUUUUUUCAGGUUAAACCCUACUCUGUUUUAAUCAUUUUAUUUUGUACUAACCUGAUUGCAGUCUCUCCCCUUAUUACCCCUAAAUGAAAAUGGGCAGAGACAAUUGGAACUGUGCUGACUACAUGGACUAAGUGUAACUAACACCUACUUCAACUGUAAGGCUAUCUACCAAGUGUCAUGGAGGCAUCCCCGUUUUAAACACUGGAACCAGUUAGAUCUCAUAAUCACAAGACGCACACAACAGGCAAGUGCCCUCCUCACACGCAGCUACACACAGCGCAGACUGCGACACUGAUCAUUCCUUAUUGGCUAUCAACAUAAGGCUACAGCCAAAGAAACUGUAUCUAUCUAAAAACAAGAAUAAACCACGCAUAAACCUCUGCUCCACCAAAAAUCCAGAGAGAUCGAAGUAUACACCCAUAGUCUACAAGAAGCUCUUGUACAAACGCCACCAAUGGACAAUAUCGAGUCAAGAUGGUCACAUUUGCGGGAAACUAUCUAUAACUCGGCUAUCACGGCAUUUGGAAAGAGAGAACGCAAAGGUGCAGAUUGGUUCGAGGCCCCUUGGCAGGAAAUGAAACAUGUCACCGAUGCAAAAUAAAGGCCCUCUUAGCUUAUAAAGACAUACCUUGCCCAGCAACUCUACAAUCGCUUAAACACGCCAAGACAAAUUCCCAGCAGGCAUCUCGUCACUACGCUAACACAUACUGGCUCAAUCUAAGCUCCAGCAUACAAUCAGCUGCUGAUAGAGGUGAUGCAAAGUCAAUGUACGAGAAUAUAAAGCAAGCAAAUGGCCCUCUGAUCUCCAAGACUGCGCCCUUAAUGUCCAAAUCAGGGGAAAUUCUUACUGAUUGAGAUAAACAACUUAAUUGGUGGAUAGAGCACUACUUGGAAAUAUACGCAACGAUCAAAAAGGUCUCAACCGCUGCCCUGGACGAUAUCCCAGACUUACCUGUCAUGGAGGAGCUUGAUACACUAACCCCCAUAGAAGAGCUGCGUAGAGCCAUCGAUUGUCUCGCCAGUGGGAAAGCCCCGGGCAAUGAUGGAAUCCCACCAUAAGCUCUCAAAUGUGGAAAAGGAGUACUAUUACGGCCCUUGCACGAUCUCCUUACUCUGUGCUGGGAACAGGGACAGCUACACUAAGAGUUGAAAGAUGCAAUAAAGAAGACAAGAGUGACUGCAACAACUAUCGUGGAAUCUCCCUCCUCAGCAUAGUUGGAAAGCCUUUCGCCAGAGUUGCAUUAACACGCCUACAGACUUCGCGUGUACUCCCAGAAUCGCAAUGUGCUUUUUGCGCCGGUAGGUUAACCAUAGACAUGAUUUUCUCUCUCCGCCAGCUUCAGGAGAAGUGCAGGGAGCAACAUAUGCCUUUAUACAUUGCGUUUGGUGACCUCACUAAGGCUUUUGAUCUUGUCAGCAGAAGCUGCCUGUUUCAGAUCCUCAAAAAGAUAGGCUGCCCUAAGAUCCUCAAAAAGAUAUGGUGCCCUACAAGACUGCUUAACAUCAUCAAGCUGUUCUAAGAAAACAUGCAGGGCACAGUGUGCCAUAACGGUGCCGCCUCAGAAGCUUUUCCAGUGAGUAGUGGAGUAAAGCAAGGUUGCGUGCUGCUCCUACUUUAUUUGCAAUCCUUUUCUCAAUCCUACUCCAGUAUGCCUUUAAGAACAAGAGCGAGGGGAUACACAUCCACACUAGAGAUGACGGCAAAUUAUUCAACAUUGCCCGCCUUAGAUCUAAGACUAAAACAAGAAAGGUCUUGCUGCGAGAGUUCUUGUUUGCGGACGAUGCCGCUUUGGUAUCUCACACAGCUGACGGCCUGCAGAGCCUCGUAUCCAGCCUAACCGCUGCCUGCAAAGAGUUUGGCCUGACAAUUAGCCUAAAGAAAACUAACAUUAUGGCACACUGCGCUGACUCCCUCCCCACUAUCUCUAUCGACGACUACGACUUUGAUGCUGUUGACUGCUUCACAUAUCUGGGAUCAAACAUUUCAAGCACUCUCUCAAUGGAGAAUGAGAUAAGUUGAAGCAUAGGGAAGGCCGCAACUGUUAUGGCCAGACUGAAGAAAAGAGUCUGGUCAAACGCCAAACUAACAACAAGAACUAAGCUGCAGGUGUACCAGGCCUGCGUACUGAGCACACUCCUAUAUGGAUGCGAGUCGUGGACCACAUACUCUAAACACUAAAGAAGGCUCAAUGGCUUCCCCCUCAGAUGCCUGCGCCACAUCCUUGACAUUAAAUGGCAAGACAAAUUCCUCAACAUGGAUGUACUAUCCCAAACAAACAUGUGUAGCGUCCCAGCCAUGUUAAUCCAAAGGCGCCUCCACUGGCUUUGACACGUCAAGCGAAUGCAACCUGGUCGCAUACCAAAGGACGUGCUGUACUGCGAGCUGGCGACAGGGAAAAGGUCAGUUGGACGGCCUCGUCUGAGAUACUAUGACAUAUGCACAAGAGGCAUGAAGUCGGCCAACAUCGACAUCUCAAACUGGGAGGAGCUGGCAGAGGAUCGAUCCUCAUGGUGGGACAUUGUGAAGGCAGGAUCACUACAUGCCGAGGAUCAAAACAGGGCAAAACAUAGCUGCAAAAAGAGCGAGGAGGAAGGCCGGUAAAUACUGCUCCACCGCAUUCGUGUGUGGGAAAUGUAACAGAGACUGCCAUUCGAGGAACGGUCUCACCAGCCACACCAAGAGCUGCAAGCAAUAAAGAUAUCUAUCGUCUCCCGCAGACGGAAAAAUGCCAUACAUACAAUAUAUAAUACUUUAAUAACUUCCAGUGGAAUCUUUCAUUUCAGGCCCUAUGCAGCUGGUCGACAAGAAUGUAUUACCCAUCACAGUGAAAUCAAAAUCCAAAAUAAAUGUUGACAUACCUUUACAACUAUUAGGCUAUCCUAAGCCCACGACCUUCUUACUCGUACGCAACAUACACAACAGAAGUGAAGACUUGAUGUAUUGGCACGAUUUCGAUGUCGAGUAUAACGUGACGAGGAGACAUAUCAUGUAUCUUGUCCUCACUGUCAGAAGUGUCUUGAACACAGCAAACUACACGUUCACCGUGGGCAAUGGCGUGGGUCAAUUCUUAGAUGUGGAUUUUUCUAUUACGAUCACUGGUAGGUGGUAUUUCAGGCUUAACGUUUUAAAAGGAUAAGAAAUUAAAUUUCAUCAACUGAACGCAUGCAAAAUUGAAUUCUUCUUCUUCUAUAUCGUAAGGGCCCACGACCAAUUUAUUGAUCAUUUUGGCUGCUAUGCAUGUAGAUGGGAUUUGCAAUGUUUCUGUUACUGGUGUUGAUGAGGAAAUCAUGCACUAGGGGUUUGAACGCUUGAGGCAAUAGACACAAAUGUGUCUAGUGUUGUCGCCUCAACCGUUCCUUUUGAAAGAUUGUUCCAGUCCCUGAUUUUCUUGGGCAGGAAUUAAUUAAUUAUGAUUAAAACAUCAAAUAAAACUCUAACUCCGGGUAAAUGAGACCCCUAAAUCUUGGAAUGCAAAUCAACUAGGAGAAGGAGAAACGUUGAAUUCAAACCCGUAGAUGGAGUCCCUUUGGUCCUGUUUAGACACAAUAUCAAUAAAAAUUGCCUGCAGUCUAAGUCAUUCUUUUCAUUUUCACUGAAGUCCAUGACAUUAGUUUAGAGAUGGGAUUUGCUGAGAAGGGAUUAGGAUUAUUCGUCUAACUAAUUUGAAUGGUUUUGUGUUUUUGCAUACGAACAUUGCACUCUUAAACAUCGUCCCACUGUGACGCACGAAUUUCUAAAAAAAUAAAUUAAACAUUUUUAAUAAACAAAUAACAAAAAAUAAAUUAUCAAGGCUUGGACAUUAAUCAUAAAAAUUCUUUUUCUUGUAUAUUAAAAACCCUCAAUUUAAAUUGGAGUCUUAAGUAAAAUGCAGGCAUGACGAUAUGUCUUUUCUUUUUGAUGGGUCAAUGAUGUUUUAAAAUCUAUCUUACAGAAGACGAAUCUUCAGAUGUAAAUAUUGGAGCUGUUGUGGGCGGUGUAGUAGGCGGUAUUGUUGCAGUUAUUUUUGUGGUGUUGUUUAUUUAUUGGGCACAUCGACAAAGGAAGAAUGGAAGGUAAAUAAAUUAGAUUAAAAUUAUAUACUUUUAAAAAUGUCUUUUUUUAAUUUCCUGGUAAUUUUUAAAAAUAAUAAAAUCUCCUUAAGGUCCCCAUUCAUUAAUACUUGAAGGAAUGCAUUCAGACAGUGUAAAAGAAAUAAUAGAACUAGAUGUGUAGAAGCUUACAAAUUGAUAAAAAAAACAAUGAACAUUCAGGAUAAACGCCACCAUGACAAUCACACAAAUAAACAAAUAAUUCCUUCAAAAAUUUAUUAUGAUUUUAAAAAACAAAACUUCUUGUAAGUUCUUGGGACCAUGGGCGUUUUUAAAAUUUAUUUAAUUUUUUUUUUUUUAAACGGCCAUUCGUUAUAUAUGUCCGUCAAAGACAAGUAAAGCCAUUGAAAUUAUGUUCAAUUUCAUUUUUUAAUGCUUACGAUUACAUCUGGCCAAAACAUUUACUUAAUUGAUUGUUUGUUGGUUUUUUUUUUUUGAUUUAUUUUUGUUGCAAUCUUCUACCUUUUCAUUAGCUUUAUUUAAAUAAAUUUUAUAUUGAUAGAUUACAAUUUGAAAAAUGUUAUGUCACACUGUAAGCAAUUUAAUAGAAUCAAAACACAGGAGAAUUUAUCAUGAGACAUGACACUUUUGCGCAUUUUAUUAUAUGCACAUUUUAAAAAAAAACAUUACUCUUCAGUAUGGCUACCCGUCAUAAUACUUCGUCUUGCUCUGUGUGUUUAGAGAACUAAGAAUAAAUUUAUUUAUUAGUGCUUUGGGCAACUUUCGUGUUGGUGGAGUUGACGGCGUGCAAUUUUUACACCUACUACCAUUCCGUUGAGAGGCAAAAAUAUAUUUUAUAGCACUAACAGGUCCAUAAAUAGCUGUACAUGGUUAAAACCAUUACGAAAAAUGUUACAAACUAUUUAGCGUAAUGUUUUAGUUGAGCUCGAAAUAACCCACUAGAGGAAGGCGUCCGCAUUGCGUCACAGCGAGAAUUUCCCUUUUAAACCAAAGUUGCACUUGUAGCAUGCAUUCAAGUAAUGCACGUUAUAGGAAUACCAAAUAGUGCUAACUUCUUGGAACUUUCUUAUGCUCGUCUGUUUUGUGCUACUAUUAAACCCACAGUCACAGCCAGAUACAUGCCAACAUAUUCUUUCGUGCGAUGCUUGUGUUUUAAGGAUACAUUUUCAAAAAUUAUGUCACAUAUAAAUAUCCUUACUUCCUCAACAGAUCCAACCAAGCUAACAACGAAGACGUUAUUCAUAUCUCAAGGAUACUGACCGACGAAAACAGGAUAAAUAAUUGACUUUAAUUCAGCUACAUCAAUGAUAUACAUUUACUCGCAUCAGGAUAAUUUUAGUUUUGGAAGGGGAAACUGCCGAACAGCCAGCUGUUGAAUGUUGCUAAUGGACUGAGCAUUGCUGCUCGCGUAUUCCUUGCUAUUUUCAUUAAAAAAAAAAAAUGACAAUUUUGUAUCACCUUGUUCAUUUCCAAAAUGCACACUUUCAGAAAAGCGGUGUAUCGCUACCCACACUAGAUCCCAGGAGAAGUGUACUUUCUAUCUUUUUACACGCAUCUUUAUACAAAUAAGAAUUUAAAAAAAUAAAACAAUGUUGUCAUUAACUUUCCAAAUAUAAAGUUGGACGCACGCAUACGUUUCAUUUCUAGAAGAACAUGUUAUGUGGCGUAAUUUUUACGAUACAACUGAUAUUCUUACAACGGUCUACCAAUUGCUGCUGUAUGCUCACUUCAUUUGGCAGUUGAAAUGAAAUUAGCGAUACCUUCACGUGCAUGUCUUUGCUACUUUCAAAUAAUAUUAUUCGGUGUUUUGGUUCCUAACCCUUUCAGUCACGUGACCGUUACAAUUCUGAAGUUUUAGGGUCAUUUAUUUAUACAUUUUUAAUACAUUUUAGUGUGU